AUGGGUUCACAAAACACCGUGACACCUUUGGACCAACCGUCGAGCGGGAAAACGCAUCAAGGACUGAUAGAUACCACAGCCGAAGUCACACCGCUCACAAAUCCACUGGCGUUCCAUACGAUAGAUUGGGUUCCUGGUCCUAGUGGUACUCCUGUCUUCAUGGGAACAUCGUCCAAUUGGGCUUUCAAUCGACGGGUCCUAUCUAUGACCCACGAAGCAACAACCGGCACUGCAUUGUCACCGGAGAACCUAUUCUUUGACGGGAAGGUCUAUGGCUUGAGGUGGGAUGGAGGCCGAGGCGCAUCCUCAGCGGAAGAUUUCAGCCCUGCCCAUUUACCCACGCAGGAUUUUGCAAUCUAUUUGAUUAAUUCUGUAAAGUCUCACUGUUGUCGCCUAUUCUAUUUGUUUGAAGAGCACAGUUUCAUGGAAAACUUUGCGACAUUCCAUGCAAAUGCCGCGGAUCAGUCAAAAGUCCCCCGAUUGUGGUAUGUUCACUACCUCAUUCUCUUAGCAUUCGGCAAGGCGUUCGUUGUGCAAACAUCGAAUUCACAACAACCCCCUGGAGCAGACCUGUUUGUGCAGGCCAUGAAGCUUAUGCCAGACUUCACCUUCUUCGAGUGCGACUAUGUAGAAACGAUGCAGGUACUGUGUUGCAUGUCACUGUAUCUUCACUGUAUAAGUAGUCGUCCCGCGGCGUAUCGAUAUAUUGGACAAGCACUUAGCACAGCUUUUGAACACGGGCUGCAUACUGAGAUGCAGAGCCACCACUUGGACGAAACGUAUGUUCAGAGGUGCAGGCUAGCAUGGUGGACAAUAUAUGUCUUGGAGCGUCAGAUGUCGGCGCUCAUGGGAGUGCCUAUGUUCAUCUCGGACGAAUGCGUCUGCACACCGUUCCCCAUAUUCUGCGAGCAAGCACAAAGAACUGGCGCAUUACACAUCCAGAUCAAGCUGGCACAGGUACUGGGGCAGAUACACCAGACUGUUUAUGGCAUCGAAGGACAGCUCGACAGUCGCUAUCUAGGUGCCACAAAAUCUGUCCUUCAAAGCAUAGCGGGCCUCGCCGCCGAUCUCCAUGGAUUAUUUGACAUAGACUCCGGUGAAAACACAUCAGGGGUUUCUCGUGUCUCGGCACAUCUACACCUUCAGUACCAUCAGUGUAUCGUUCUAAUCACUAGGCCGCUGUUGUUUAUAUUCCUUCAGUCCAAGCUUGGGCAGUCUGAGUCAGUGCUGAUGCAGUGGUUGCACUCCGACAGUGUCAGAAGCUUACUUCAAGUUUGUACGGAUUGUUCGCGACAAAUAAUCAAGAUUUUGUCAAGGCUGUUGAGUCAGGGGUUCCUAGCUGCAGUCGCCAUCUCUAUGGCUGCAGCUAUUGACCCGACUUUGUUUUCCGAGCACGCAGCGUGGUCUCAACGGGUGUUCCUGAUUCUGGAAGAAAUGAACUCUCAUGGCAGUAAGAUCGCAGGAAUGAUUGCAUCAGAACUAAGACAGCUUGAUGGGUAUCUUCAUCCUACUCAUACCGUCGCAUCAUAUCCAACAAAUCAGGCCCUGGGCUUAGAAUUUGGACAGGGCCUGGCGAUGGAUGCCGAGCUUAGCACAGACCUUCUGAUCGAUAUCGCUAACUCGCUGGAUCCCGAGAGUUUGGGCUGGGAUUUUCCCGUAACUGAUGGAUAG
Colletotrichum phormii is the source of this 1671-nucleotide messenger RNA. Its product is annotated as fungal-specific transcription factor domain-containing protein. The record is from RefSeq and is a predicted model, not a curated record. Gene Ontology annotation, cellular component: nucleus. Gene Ontology annotation, biological process: DNA-templated transcription; positive regulation of transcription by RNA polymerase II. NCBI's taxonomy places the organism in Eukaryota, Fungi, Ascomycota, Sordariomycetes, Glomerellales, Glomerellaceae. The transcript has 9 exons. Gene Ontology annotation, molecular function: zinc ion binding; sequence-specific DNA binding. The coding region runs from base 1 to 1671 and encodes 556 amino acids.